This is a messenger RNA of Macrosteles quadrilineatus (aster leafhopper), 2945 nucleotides long. Its product is annotated as WD repeat-containing protein 48-like. NCBI's taxonomy places the organism in Eukaryota, Metazoa, Arthropoda, Insecta, Hemiptera, Cicadellidae. Bases 238 to 2271 code for a protein of 677 amino acids. The record is from RefSeq and is a predicted model, not a curated record. The transcript is spliced from 14 exons. Gene Ontology annotation, molecular function: ubiquitin binding. Gene Ontology annotation, biological process: double-strand break repair via homologous recombination; protein deubiquitination.
UUGUCUUGUCGUCUGGUCCUAUAAUCAAAAUCAAAAUAGAAAAACAUUCUUGAUCUAGGGGAUGUUGUUGAAGUUAUACCUAACCCAAAAGAGGCUAUAAUAAUACUAUUGGUUUGUAAUUUGUGUACAUUUCGUUGUUAUAGCUUGAGUUUGAACCUAACUUCACUAAAGCGGAGAGCCUAGUCUACACCGAUAAUGAUAUUGUAGUAGUUUUAGAGCAGCCAAUGAAAGAUCAGAAUGAUGACAACACACAAGUCUGGUGGUCAGUCUGGUCGCAAGAAAGUCCAGGUAUCUUUUGUUAUUCGGGAUGAAGUAGAAAAACAACACCGUGCAGGAGUGAACUCGCUCCAGUAUGAUCCGACAUUGCAGAGGCUAUACUCAGCGGGUCGAGACAGCAUCAUCCGCACGUGGAACUGCAAACAACCCAAGGAUCCGUACAUCCAGUCCAUGGAGCAUCACACGGACUGGGUCAACGACAUCGUUCUAUGUUGCGGCGGGAAAAACUUGAUAUCAGCUAGUUCAGACACAACUGUGAAAGUGUGGAACGCUCACAAGGGCUUCUGCAUGUCAACGUUACGUACACACAAGGACUACGUGCGAGCGCUGGCGUACGCUCGGGACAGGGAACAAGUUGCGUCUGCUGGCCUCGACCGUGCAAUCUUCCUCUGGGACGUUAACACUCUUACGGCACUCACUGCCAGCAAUAACACUGUUACUACAUCUUCUUUGAAUGGAAGUAAAAACUCCAUUUACAGCCUAGCAAUGAACCCUCCUGGUACUGUGAUUAUCAGUGGAAGUACAGAGAAAGUUUUGAGGGUUUGGGACCCACGGUCUUGCAACAAACUCAUGAAACUCAUCGGACACGCAGACAACGUGAAGGCCCUGGUAGUGAACAGAGACGGAACUCAGUGUUUGUCAGGCAGUUCAGACGGAACUAUCAAGCUGUGGUCGCUCGGCCAGCAGCAGUGUGUUCACACCUUCAGAAUACAUUCCGAGGGCGUCUGGGCUUUGCUGGCAACGGAAAACUUCACCCAUGUGAUAUCUGGAGGCAGGGAUCGGAAGGUACUCAUGACAGACUUACGGAACCUGAACAAACAGUCAAUCUGCAUCUGUGAAGAGAGCGCUCCGAUCCUCAAGAUGGCUGCCCCACCUGACUUUAGUGGGGUUUGGGUAGCUACGUCAGAAUCUACCAUCAACUACUGGGCGGUACCUAAGAGGGACUGGAUCUCUGAUGGUGGGGUGGGCUCGGGGGACGAGAGUGAUUGCAUGAACGGAGUCACACCCAUCAACGCAAAGCCAGAUAUGACCAUCAAAGGAGGUCCAGCGAUACGCAGGUUCCACAUCUUGAAUGACAAGAGGCACAUACUGACACAGGAUACAGAAAACAACGUGGCCAUCUUUGAUGUUUUAAAGGCUUGCAAGGUUGAAGAUUUGGGACAAGUAAAUUUUGAUGAAGAGGUUAAAGCAAGAUUCAAAAUGGUGUACGUUCCAAACUGGUUUAAUGUAGACCUCAAAACUGGGAUGCUUACAAUUCAUUUGGGACAAGAUGAAAACGACUGCUUCUCUGCCUGGGUCUCGUCAAAAGAAGCUGGUCUUGCUCCUAAUGAAAUGGUUGACCAAAAAGUCAACUAUGGAAACCUAUUAUUGAAAGCCUUGUUGGAGAAUUGGUGGACAACAGUGCAUGUUGAUGAAGAGACUGAGAUAUCAGGCGAUGCCCACAACAUGCCUCAGCAGUCCAAGUUUGGAAACGAGUACUUCAAAGUUCCUGGCCACACGCCAUUGAUUUUUAGUGAGGUGGGGGGAAGAACUUUGUAUCGUCUGUUGGUGAGAGAUGCCGGGGGUGAAACUGAGACUGUACUGCUGAAUGAGACUGUACCUUCAUGGGUAGUGGACAUCAUAGUGGAGAAGAACAUGCCAAAGUUCAACAAAAUACCUUUCUAUCUCAUACCAUUGCCUUCUGCUGGAGCCAAGAAUUCCAAGAGAGACAGACUGAUAGCAAACGACUUCAUACAGAUGCACAAGGUGGCCGAGCAUGUGUAUGAGAAGGUGCUUGGAUCAGACUCAGGCUCCGUGGCAGUGUCCCCUGGAAUGGAGGACCAGGACAACGGAUCUUUGGCCGAGGAGAAAGUGGAAUUGCUGUGCAAUGAUCAGGUAUUGGAUCCUAACAUGGACUUGAGGACGGUUCGACAGUUCAUCUGGAAAACCUCAGCUGAUCUGGUUCUACACUUUAAGCCAAUCAAGGGCCUGUCAACAAUCUCUCAAAGAACUUGAUAAGUGUUACAUUCCAAUGAAUAAUUUUAUAUCUGUACAAUUUAUUUUUUUAAAUAUUAUUUAUGGUGUUUUAAAUGCCCUGUACAUAGUUCAGUAUUCGUAUUUUGUGAUACUUUUGUUAUUUAUAUAACUUAUACAUUUAAUUUUAAAAUUAACUGUUUAUCUAAGCAUAGUUGAAUAUUGUAAGGUUGAUAUUGCUGUUAUUUAAUGAAGUCAUUAGAAAUAAAUAUGGUGACAUUGGUAGACUACCUACUAGUUGAUCCACGACAUAAUGAAGUGUUUAAUUUUUAUUGAAUUGUUAUAGCGAAUUUCCCAUAUAGAGAAUAAGCUAUUACCGUAGGUCUCAUAGUAAGACCUAGACCCCGCCAGGACCGCUUUGCUUUUUCGUUUUGAUGUCUACAGAGGCCAAAAACCCCAUCCGUUCAUAUAAAUAUUUGACCAUUUGCAUGAUAACUUUAGCAAAAUCAUAUACAAUUUUGAACAAAUUUGGUACAAACGUUGUUGCAUACUAGUUCACCACUUUUCCUUAUUUUUAUUCCAAAUUGAUUUCAAUCUAAUAUAUAAAAUUCUCGUGUCACAGUGUUUGUCUGCAAACUCCUCCGGAACGACUUCACCGAUCGUUAUGAAAUUUGGUGUGUAAAUUCUGUAGGUAUGCGAAUCGGACGUAAACUAUU